Messenger RNA from Jaculus jaculus (lesser Egyptian jerboa), 2159 nucleotides. It is a transcript of the gene Traf2, whose product is annotated as TNF receptor associated factor 2. The record is from RefSeq and is a predicted model, not a curated record. Gene Ontology annotation, biological process: protein autoubiquitination; activation of NF-kappaB-inducing kinase activity; positive regulation of canonical NF-kappaB signal transduction. Gene Ontology annotation, cellular component: cytoplasmic side of plasma membrane; cytosol; plasma membrane signaling receptor complex. Lineage: Eukaryota; Metazoa; Chordata; Mammalia; Rodentia; Dipodidae. The coding region runs from base 103 to 1617 and encodes 504 amino acids. The transcript has 11 exons. Gene Ontology annotation, molecular function: ubiquitin-protein transferase activity; ubiquitin protein ligase binding; zinc ion binding.
GCUCGGGCGGGCGGUGGCCUUGGGGGCGGUGGCCCGGUGGGCGCUGAGUUCCGGGCGCGCUGAGACCGUUGGGACUUUCUGGUGUGUGGGGUUAUAGCUCACAUGGCUACAGCCAGCGUGACGCCCCCUGGCUCCCUAGAACUGCUGCAGCCUGGCUUCUCCAAGACACUCCUGGGGACCAAGCUAGAGACCAAGUACCUGUGCUCAGCCUGUAGAAACGUCCUGCGGAGGCCCUUCCAGGCCCAGUGUGGCCACCGCUACUGCUCCUUCUGCCUGACCAGCAUCCUCAGGUGUGCAUGCUCUGGGCCUCAGAACUGUGCUGCCUGUGUCCAUGAAGGCAUAUAUGAAGAAGGCAUUUCUAUUUUAGAAAGCAGUUCGGCUUUUCCAGAUAAUGCUGCCCGCAGGGAGGUAGAGAGCCUGCCGGCCAUCUGUCCCAAUGAUGGAUGUACCUGGAAGGGAACCUUGAAAGAAUAUGAGAGCUGUCAUGAAGGACUGUGCCCAUUUCUGCUGACUGAGUGUCCUGCAUGCAAAGGUCUGGUUCGCCUGGGUGAGAAGGAGCACCACACUGAGCAGGAAUGCCCCAAGAGGAGCCUGAGCUGCCAGCACUGCCAGGAAUCCUGUAGCCAUAUGGACCUGGAGGCUCACUAUGAGGUAUGCCCUAAGUUUCCCUUGACCUGUGAUGGCUGUGGAAAGAAGAAGAUUUCUCGGGAGAAGUUUCAGGAACAUGUAAGGACAUGCAGCAAGUGCCGGGUCCCCUGCAGAUUCCAUGCCAUUGGCUGCUCUGAAAUGGUGGUGACUGAGGAGAUGCAGGAUCAUGAGGCACAACGGCUACGGGAGCACCUGGCUCUGCUGCUGAGCUCACUCCUGGAGGCCCAGACUUCCUGGGGGGAUCAGAGCUUGUCCGGCCCAGAGCUGCUACAGCGGUGCCAGAGUCUGGAGCGAAAGACAGCCACCUUUGAGAACAUCGUCUGUGUCCUGAACCGGGAGGUAGAGAGGGUGGCCGUGACUGCAGAAGCUUGUAGCCGGCAGCACCGGCUUGACCAGGACAAGAUUGAGGCCCUGAGUAACAAGGUGCAACAACUUGAGAGGAGCAUCGGCCUCAAGGAUCUGGCCAUGGCCGACCUGGAGCAGAAGGUGCUAGAAUUGGAGGCAUCCACUUAUGAUGGGGUCUUUAUCUGGAAGAUCUCAGACUUUGCUCGGAAGCGCCAGGAAGCUGUAGCCGGCCGUACACCUGCUAUCUUCUCUCCAGCCUUCUACACGAGCAAAUACGGCUACAAAAUGUGUCUGCGUGUCUACUUGAAUGGUGAUGGCACCGGGCGGGGAACUCACCUGUCUCUCUUCUUUGUGGUGAUGAAAGGCCCCAAUGAUGCCCUCCUGCGGUGGCCUUUCAAUCAGAAGGUGACAUUGAUGCUGCUUGACCAGAACAACCGGGAGCAUGUGAUUGAUGCAUUCAGGCCUGAUGUCACAUCAUCGUCCUUCCAGAGGCCUGUCAGUGACAUGAACAUUGCCAGCGGCUGCCCCCUCUUCUGCCCUGUAUCCAAGAUGGAAGCCAAAAACUCCUAUGUGCGGGAAGACACCAUCUUCAUAAAGGCCAUUGUGGAUCUGACUGGGCUCUAGCCACUACUACUGGGAAUAGUGGCUCAGUAAGGAGCUACUACACUGGGCCAGGGUCAGGCUCUGUCACACAGGGUGGCCAGGCUUGGUGCGAGUGCUGGGGAGGGCCUCGGCUUGUAACUACCGGCACCAUCACGCAGGAGGAGCCACCAGCUGGCUCAGCUGACAAGGGCCCAGGGAAUGGUUCAGUCCUUGGGCCUGGUGGGACCAAAUAGCGCUCUUCUCUGCUCCCCAGCAGAACCGCCUUUGCUGUCCUUUGUACAGGGAAGGGAGAGGUUCCCGGGUGGGGUGCUAGGAGGGAGCCACUCUCAAGAGGGCUUUAGUCUACAUGAGCAGCAGGAGUGUGGUGGUUGGCCUUGUCCCACUCUGUCUUGGGAAAGAGAGGGGAUUACACAGAAGGGCACCCAUCUACACAGAGUGGCCCUGGAGAGAAGGCACACUGAUACCCAGGCACUGGCUAGACAGAAGCCUGCCUGUGCCACCUGGUCCUGCCCAGUGGCCUGUGUUGAAGAGAAUUGAUUAAAAGUUCAGAUCUCUGUGGUGAA